Molecule: messenger RNA, 1278 nt
Organism: Notodromas monacha
Lineage: Eukaryota; Metazoa; Arthropoda; Ostracoda; Podocopida; Cyprididae
Source: the annotation of a GenBank genome assembly
AUGAAUACCGACAGGAAAAUAAAUGAGCCCAGGAAACCCAACCGAGGCGAAACCCAAUGGGAAACACAAAAACCCAAGAUGCAGGAAAUUGUCCUAGACAACAAUCGGUUCACGCUGGACAUUGCAUUUUUGCAUUCGAGUUUCCCUCACGGUUCUUAUUGCUGUUCUCCGGGGCUGUUUUUUAAUGGACAAGUGGGGGGCGGAAAUUUAACCAGCAAGUUCAUGAUGCAGAUAGAACAAGGGACCAUCAACAAGUCUCCUGAUGAGUACCGGUACCUGAACGCCACCUUCCUGUCCCACGUCCUAGUCGUCUGGGGCCGGUCCCGUCUCUUUUUGGUCCAGCAGGCCACCAGUGGCGUGGACUCGAAUCUGGCCUCGAACUGGCCUCAGUGCGACAUUCCUCCGGGCCAGCUAACUGCAGUGGAUUUUUUACCUCCGAAUGAAGACAAGGCUGCGAUUGCGGAGUCCAAAGAGGAGAAGGGCAGAACCGUGUUCAAGCAUAAGAUUAAGAUGACGGAAGAAGCGCAUAAGAGGAUGGAAGAACACAUCGGAUUUGUGACAGCAGUAAUCCGAGUCGAGUGUUUCAUCAACUGGGUUGCACAGGAAAUUCAGCAAUGGCUGCAUUCCGUGGAGCUGGCAUUCGUCCUUCACGUGCAGACGAUCUUUCAUGAUACUUCCGAGUCCUGCUGCGUUCUUCAUUUGGUCAAAGAACAUCCUCCAACUGGACCAAACGAUCACAUUGUCCCGGUACUUGGAAAUCACAUCGAGACUUUGCUGAAUGAAAACAUCAGAUUUGUGACAGCAGUAAUCCGAAUCAAGAUUUUCAUCAACUGGGUUGCACAGGAAAUUCAGCAACGGCUGCAUCCCGGGGAACUCGUAUUGGUCCUUCACGUGAACAUCAUCACUCAUUAUACUUCCGAGUCCUUCUGCGUUCUUCAACUGAUCAAAGAACAUCCUCCAACUGGACCAAACGAUCACCGUGUCCGGUGUAUAUUCAACACCAGUCUAAGGUCUUCGCAAUUUUCCUUGCAAUCCCGUGUGAGAUUGAAGAACUUUGCCAAGGUCAAAGCCUUUAUCCGAAUGGUCGAGUCUCCGAAAAAGAAGAACCUGUUGUUGAGAUUCUUUGCGAAUCUGCGCUUGAGACACGAUUCCGAGUCUAUUUGCGGGAAAAUCUUGAGUUUGCAAUGUGGCAAUUCCCACUUGAGGUCACUUUUCAAGCUGCCGUUGCUUUGGAACACACUGAGGCAUUUUUCGAUUUUGUCGACUCGGUUAUUGUAG